This is a messenger RNA of Pangasianodon hypophthalmus (striped catfish), 2591 nucleotides long. RefSeq names its product RNA binding motif protein 34 (gene rbm34). The transcript has 11 exons. Lineage: Eukaryota; Metazoa; Chordata; Actinopteri; Siluriformes; Pangasiidae. The record is from RefSeq and is a predicted model, not a curated record. Gene Ontology annotation, molecular function: RNA binding. Bases 236 to 1534 code for a protein of 432 amino acids.
UUGACUAUUGUUUCUCGAGGGAAAGGAAAACUGAUACGCACGUGGAAACGUGUUUUGGUGGAGUGUAGAGAAAAAGUCGUUUGAUUUUCAAGUUUUGUGGUGUAACACAAAAGUAAAGGGCGAAUAAUUUUCUCACUUUAUUAACCAGAUAUGUGUUUAUAAAUCAUAUCCGCGCAACUUUAUAUAUUUGUGUGAAAAUUGAAUAAGUAGCUCUCAAACAACCCGGGAAGAAAGCAUGAAGAAGAAGCACGCUGCAAAGAGCGAGGCGGUGGUUGCUGAUGCCGCUGAGCAGAAGGAUUAUGUUGUUGGCCUGGUGUCAGACAGCCUGACUGCAGAUCAGACCAAACCAGGGUCUCUGUCCUCGCUAUUCUCGGUUGCAGCCACAAAGAACACACUGGUUUUCGUUCCAGCACCAAAACCAGAAGCAAAGGCCAGCCCUAUAAAGCAGGAAGCAGGUUGUGUGCCAGGCGGCAACAAAGCAGUGAAACAGAAGAAGGCAAAACAAAAAUCAGCAGCUGAAAAGAAGCUGGAGGACAGGGAAGAAGCCUUAAAAAAUGCAGAUGAUGCCGAAGAGGAAAAACGUCCAAAGAAAGUCAAGCGCAAAGCUCCAGAAGCAGAUGACGAUGGAGAAACGCUGGAAGAGGCGCAAGCAGUGAAACGGCGUAAAGUUGCCUGGAACAAGGCUGAAGAGAGAAUUAAACUGAAAAGAACUGUAUUUGUUGGCAACCUUCCUGUUAACUGCUCAAAGAAGGAUUUGAAAAAGAUCUUCAAGGAUCUGGGAGCCAUCGAGUCGGUGCGAUUCCGCUCAGUUCUUCGGGAAGAUCCAACGAUGUCACGCAGACUCGCCACUAUCCGACGCCAAGUCGACCCCAAAAAAACAAGCAUCAAUGCCUAUGUGGUGUUCAAGGACGAGGACGGGGCAGCGAACGCUCUACAAAGGAAUGGAAUGGAGAUCCAGAAAGACCUUUACAUCAGAGUGGAUCAAGUUUCCCAGCACGGUUCACAUGACCAUAAGAGGUCUAUCUUUGUGGGCAACCUUCCAUAUGAUAUAACGGAACUGCCUUUGCGCCAGCACUUUGAGGAGUGUGGUAAAGUAGAGGCUGUGCGAUUGGUGAGGGACCGAAAUACCGGGGUGGGAAAAGGCUUCGGUUAUGUUCUGUUUGAGAGCACAGAUGCCAUAAUGUUAGCGCUGAAGCUGAACGGCUCCCAGCUGCUCGACCGGAAGAUCAGGGUGAAACGCUCGGUGAAGAAGGAGAAGGUGAAAAAGGAGAACGAAAAGAGGGGAAGAGGAGCUAAAGGGCAGCGUGGGCGGGAUGCAGCGAGGAAGAAAGGACCACAGCCAGCAAACUUUAAAGGACCCAAGCGUGCUGAAAGCCACAAACCCACAGGAAAGCCCUUCAAGAAAAAUCCUGGGAUGGCCAACAAAACAUCAACGUCCUUCAGAGGAAAUAUGACGGAUCCCAUUUCCAAAAAGGGCAAAGGACUGAAAAAGAAAUUCAAACCUAAGAAAAAGUGUAAACCUGUUCACAUUUAAUUAUUUUCUUAAUGUUUUUACAUUGUGAUCAGAGUUGGACUGAAAAGUAAUUGCAGAGACAUCAGCUUCAUCCAUCUUUUAUUUGUUUUUAAAAAAAAAAAAAAAGAGAGACUCCAUUAUAUUAAUGACCUCAUUAAGAGUAAACACACACACCUUCAGAUGUACCGUCGUGUCGGACAAAUAAUACGUAAUAAAGCCUACAGUGUGGAAAGAAAAAUAGAUGAAUAAAAUUUUGUAGAGUUUUGCUUUAUAGAAAUGGGUCUGUACUCCAAAGCUGAAUUCAUUCACUGUAGAUUUCUAGUGAUUCGCUACAAAUAGAGUUAAGUUAAAUAGUGUUGAGCUCAGCACUAAGAUCCUGGCAAAUGAAUUGAGCUUUGUGGUUCAGUCUAGGGGAGUGCUGUACUUUUUUUUUUCCAUCCACACCCACCCCCACAGAAAUUUGACUCAGAAGUGGGAAGUCUGAACUCAGAAUUUCAUCAAUUUCUUCGAGCUGGGAAAAACCAUGGACACCUUGAUGAAAGAGUGUGUUUUGUUAGCACCAAGUCAGCCAACAUUAGUGAGUUUAUGAUGUAUUUACUUUCUCAAAACAGCGACCUGUAGGGUCAGUGUUAUAGAUUUAACCAACUAAUGUGUCUUAUGUUGAUUGAUCUAAAGUAAAUACUAUUGUUAACCCAUUUAAAGUAGCAAAGUGUCGUUUUAUUUCUCGAGGACAGUGUGAGCAGCCAUGCUGACAUGCCAUCAUAUGCUGAACUCAAGGUUGAGGAGAAAUUUCCGAGUAGGAAUUCCAAGUUGAGGAAUUCCAAGUUGUCCCAGUCGGAGAUUGGAAAUUUUGAUUUAGAUGUUUUAGUUGAACGCAGCUUAUGACCAAUCCUGCCCACCCUCACAGAAGGUUUGACCAAGCCCAGACUGUUUGUACUUAGUAAUUAACUUUGCUGCAUCAAUUUCCCUAAAAUAUAAAGAAAUAAGUCAUUUAAACCACAAGGACUCUGACCAGGAUAAAGAAGAUACUGAAGACGAAUGAUAAAUAUGAAAUUGAUGGUAAACAUUGUAUGAGCAC